Bufo gargarizans (Asiatic toad) is the source of this 1116-nucleotide messenger RNA. Its product is annotated as chromaffin granule amine transporter-like. Lineage: Eukaryota; Metazoa; Chordata; Amphibia; Anura; Bufonidae. Gene Ontology annotation, molecular function: serotonin:sodium:chloride symporter activity. Gene Ontology annotation, biological process: transmembrane transport; aminergic neurotransmitter loading into synaptic vesicle. The annotation marks the transcript as partial. The transcript is spliced from 13 exons. Gene Ontology annotation, cellular component: terminal bouton; synaptic vesicle membrane. The record is from RefSeq and is a predicted model, not a curated record.
AUGGAAACGAGUGUCCUGCAACAAGAGAAUGUCCAAGGUGGCCUUCUGUUGGCAUCCAAAGCAAUAGUACAACUUCUAGCCAGCUCCAUAGUAGGACUCAUUACCAACAGGUUUGGAUAUGAUAUACCAAUGUUCUUUGGAUUUAUCAUCAUGUUCUUGUCUACUUUACUUUUUGCCUUCGCUGACUCGUAUUGGCUGAUGCUCUUUUCUCGAUCGAUUCAGGGAGUUGGAUCCUCAUUAUCCACUGUUGCAGGUUUGGGAAUGAUGGCACAAGUAUACCCUGACAACUAUGAAAGAGGAAAGACCAUGGGCAUUGCACUAGGAGGCCAGGGACUGGGUGCGCUUGCUGGUGCCCCCUUCGGUUCGUUCAUGUUUCAAUUUGUUGGGAAAUCUUCUCCGUUCUUAGUGCUGGCAGCUCUCAUUCUGCUAGAUGGAGCUCUACAGCUAUGUUUGCUGCGAUUUGACAAGUUUGUUCCGGGGAACAUUCCACCGACAUCCUACUUGACACUUCUCAAGGACCCUUACAUUUUAGUGGCUGCAGGGUCUCUUUCCAUUACUUCCAUGUCUUUUGGAGUUGUGGAACCCACCCUUCCCAUAUGGAUGAUACAAACUAUGUGCUCGCCCACCUGGCAAUUAGGUUUGGCUUUCCUACCUGCCAGUGUUUCAUUCCUCCUAUGUACCAACCUGUUUGGCACUCUGGCAUACAAGAUGAGGAGGUGGCUGUGUGGACUUGUCGGGAUGAUAAUCAUGGGAGUUGGUCUCUUAUUGGUUCCACUAGCUUCCAAUAUAUAUGGUCUUAUUGGUCCUAUGGCUGCCCUUGGUGUUGGCUUUGGAAUGGUUGAUACAUCAAUCAUGCCUAUCAUGGGACAACUGGUAGAUCUACGUCAUACAUCUGUGUACGGUGGGAUAUAUGCUGUUUCAAACAUUGCUCUAUGCUUGGGAUUUGCUUUAGGACCUCUGUGUGGUGGCAUUAUUGCAGAAGCUAUUGGAUUCCCCUGGUUAAUGAGGAUCACUGGAUUAGUGAACAUUAUCUACUGUCCUCUUUGUCUCUUGCUAAGAAACCCACCAGCCAAAGAAGAGAAAAUGGAGGUGGCCCAGGAGGAGGAGGAGGAGGAG